Molecule: messenger RNA, 3136 nt
Organism: Hypoxylon trugodes
Lineage: Eukaryota; Fungi; Ascomycota; Sordariomycetes; Xylariales; Hypoxylaceae
Exons: 2
Coding region: 325-2436 (703 amino acids)
Biological process (GO): regulation of DNA-templated transcription
Cellular component (GO): nucleus
Molecular function (GO): histone H4K20 methyltransferase activity; protein binding
Source: RefSeq, a predicted model, not a curated record
GCAUUGAUAAUCCGGUGUGUUGGCUCUCGGAGGCACCUCUCAUCUUCAACUCCGCCUUCCUGGCCUGCAUUUCAGCCCCGAGCACACCACACUGCAGCUCGCCUCACUUGCAUCUUACUCGCAUAGAAAAAGUCAGACGUUUUUUUUAGGGUCAUUGAAAGACUAGAAGACUUGUAAAUAUCACUGUCGCUGGUCCAACUUUACCUUCAAGCUUUUUUUCACAACAAUUCUUCGAACGUAGUCGCAUUCACUAGCCUCGUAUACUACCCCCUUAUUUACUUAACAGCUUUUACCCGGCUCAGCUGGGCAAAGCUGCCUAUCACGAUGCCCAACCCAUCUACCGCUUUGAAAAAGCAGCAGAUUACUUUGGCACAACUAUCAUCGUACGACGAUAUAUUAACGGACGCAUUAGUCGAUCAUGUGUACUACUGGACAACUAUACCGAAGAAUCGCCCUUCCUAUCAUCCCUCGCGGGGUGUAAAAGAAGAGGAAAUUGCAAAAAUAAUUCAAACGCACCUCGUUGUCGACCCGAAUAUCGAAACGGCCGAGUCUAAACUCCUUGCGACAGAUGGAUUGCGCAAGUUUCACGAUGCACUGAGAACGCCCAAGGAGAAGGAUGACUUCCGGGCUCAUCUUCGCCGAUAUAUGCAAAUUUACCUUCCCGAUUGUCCCUUCGAAGUUGGUUCGACAAAUCGCUACACGAUCGUAACUCACGAGGCUGCUAUAACCGCACGCAGGUAUAUCAAGAGGGGGCAACCAAUCAAAUACCUCUCGGGAAUCCAGGUGUUGAUUACGGAGAAGGAAGAGAAGGAACUUUCGAAAAGGAAGAAGGAUUUCAGUAUUGUUGUGAGUGCGAGGAAUAAAUGCGCCAGCUUAUUUAUGGGGCCCGCACGAUUCGCAAACCACGAUUGCGAAGCGAAUGCGCGCUUGAUGAUUACUGGCCAAGCAGGAAUUGAAAUCAUCGCAGCGCGUGACAUCGACGUAGGGGAUGAGAUCACGGUCACAUAUUCCGAGAACUAUUUCGGCACGGAUAACUGCGAAUGUCUAUGCAAAUCUUGUGAAGACAAUUUGGUGAAUGGGUGGGCUCCGGCUGAUGGCACUGUUGCCGUUAAGAAGAGUAUCGAAGCAACUUCUAUGGAGGGAUAUUCAUUACGGCAUAGAAGACGAGACGACAGUUGUGCGUCCGCUUCUCGAACUCCUUCAGUCACUCCUGAUAUCCGACCAAGAAUUUUGAAGACACGAUCCAAGACACUGAAAAUGGACUCUGAAAGGGGGUCUAGUUUUGGGUCCCCGGCUCCCCAAGGUAUUUUGCGCCAGAAGCGGAAGCGGGAAUUUGAAUCGCUGCAAUCGCCACCAGUCACUCCAGAUAAAAAGUUGAAAUCGCUGCAAUACGAAGAAAUUCAGGUUGCAUCAGUUCCCCCAAGCCUGACUAGAAGAAGCAGCGAUGAAGAUUCGUCUAGCGCGCACUCUUCUCAAAGCGGAAGCGCAGACAUGGUUUUAACAGAUGUAACAACACCCGAAGAAGACAUCAAGGAGCCUAUCAUGCAGUCGCCGACAUUAACACCGAUGAAAUUACCAACAACUUCACUAAAACGGGAGGACUCUGAAACAUCUUCACUUUCUGAGAUUUCACUUACUCCUUCGAUCGACGACAGCGAGGCUCAAGAUUCAAUCGCAGUAGCGCCUUUACCCACGAUUGAAAGCAUAACUCAACCUGAUGAUACGAUCGCAAGUUCUCAGAUGUCGAGUGAGGCUGAUGAGUCGUCAGCAGAUAUUAUUGCUCUUCCACCGCCAGUCAACCCUGUCAAUCCCAUCUCUAGCACAACAGAAGUAAUAGUCUCGACAUUAACAGCAACCGAGUUAUCAAUUUCUACAGAGGACUCUAGUCCUAAACGAGGUCGUCCAAGGGGUAGGCCGCCGAAGGGCGAGCAAUCACCUUCCAGCCCUACAAUUGAAGAGUCUAAUGCUCCUAUCCGUAUUCGAACUCCGGGAGAUUAUACGCUUACCCCGGUGCUUCUCUCCGAGCCUAACACUGCUUGGAUACACUGCACUGUAUGUAGUGAACCGUUUGUGCAACAAAAUGCAUACUACACCCGCAGCUCUUGUCCACGAUGUGAGCGUCACUCAAAGUUGUAUGGUUACCAAUGGCCUAAAACCGAGAAGGAGGGCAAGCAUGAUAAAGAGGAGCGUGUCCUGGAUCAUCGCACGGUCCAUCGAUUCUUAACGGCAGAAGAUGAAGCAAAGAUCCGGGGACGAAGAUUCCUACCUUCUGGCUCUAUCAGCGAGACGCCAGAGAAGAGACCGAGGGGUCGACCUCGAAGAGCAUAUGGCGAUCCCGGUUUCGACGAUGAGUUACAAGACGAUCAAAACGACGAACUUAAUAGCAUUAGACGCAGCACAAGAAGGCGGCAGCUAAGUCUCAAAGCUGCUAGCUAGUAUAUACAUAUUUGAGACGGCUGUCGAAAGGGUAUUAAUUAGGUUUUAUUCCUUGUGGAAAUCCGACAGCCUUUCCAUCAAUCAACUAUGAUGGAAAUUUGUAACAUGUUGAGAUUCCUCAAGCAUUUCCACGGCGUUCUGUGUCAUAGCGUCUGCAUUAUUCAUGUGUUCCAGCUUCGAUUGUAUACUAGCAAUAUAGUUAUUAUAUACUAUCAAAAUACACUGCAGCGUAACUGUUCAAACAAUCUCUUAUCUGAGUGAUCCUAUUGCUACCAAUCAAUUGGUCGUUCGCUAAUAUCUCAAUUUCCAAGUCUGCAAAUAAUAUUUUAGACUAGAAAAUAGAGUCUUUGAAUCUAGUUCUUGGAUUGUUACCCUAAACGUGACCUACUAGCAGCCUAGGUCUUGUGUCUCGUGACACGUACAAUUUCCUCAAAUUACCAAAAAUAAAUAGAAAUAAUUCCGAUAAAGUUGACAAUGGUCAUAGAAUGAGAAUCGACCUGUCAUUAAAUUUCCACUAAGUUUAUACGUCUUCACAAACAAUUGAAAGUGAAGACUCAAAUCGACGUGUAUGAGGAUUCAGGAGAACCAUCAACCACGGCGUGACGUCAACCCCCCGCGUUUAAGUAUCCAAUAGUGGGCAGGUACAGCUGUUCCAGUGCUUCUCAGGGGCAGAUUGGCGGCCUCCUCUUGAAACAAACUC